GUGAGUUACCCUGAUCAAAUACGGUCGGUUUGUCAACAGUCACAGCCUCCAAUCAUGGUGAAAAUGUCAAAGGAGCAGUCUUGAAAUAUUCGUGAAUAGUAAUUUGUAAAGUCAUUCUCCCAGGAACGUUCAUAAUAAGUAUCUGAUUUCUAGAAUUUGCUUCUGUUUGCGUAUGGAAGAUCACGUGAAAACAGACCAUAGGGGUUUUAAUCUUCACAUUUCGCUUUCUAUAUAUUUUUAUUUUUCUCUAAUGACUGGUUUUCGUCUUUAGAUUUUAUUAUGCUACAGAGCCAUAUGUCUGACAGUCCGAUAGUUUUCAUGCCUUCUCAGUAGGCCCAGUAACUUGUGGUUGAUUAUGGUAUCGUUUCCUCUUUUCGGUUGUGGGCGCAGCUAUGCCUUUUGUUAAAUGCAUAUGUAGCUGUUGAUUGACAAGAUGAUCGAUUCUGGACAUUAAUUCAGUGGGCCAUUUAAGCAGUUUCCCCGUCAUCUCUCUCUCUCUCUCUUUUCACCUUUCAGAUUUCAUUUGUUAUAAGUUCAUACUGUCGCCUAAUCCCACUUUAUUCAUAUAUAUAUGCAUGCUUCCGAUGUCGGUGUCUACGUGCCAAUGCAUAUGCGGUGUUAACUACAUAUUUUUAAUGCAACAGCACGCGAUAAACAUUUGGGGUCUCACAAAAUUUGCAGAACCUUGAGAAUGUCUGGGAAGGUGGUUUUUCAUUGACAAAACACUGGGUUGAAGUGAUUUAUAUUGCCAGGGUCUGACUAAACCAUCCUAGACUAUCGCCAAGUUCUCAUAGACGACUCAGCUGAGAAUCUGGUAGAAAUGGACCCGAUAUCCAAUCAUUCCUCGCCUGUUUUCACUGAAACUGCUCCAUUCAACAAGUCAAGAUCGCUUUGCUUGCAUUCCAAAGUGCUUCCGCGGUCUGCAACAGCUGCUUAUUCUCCCAGCUUGUAUCUGACAAUUCCAAGGAAAAAGACUAUCUUACUUGAUGAUGUCCGUUCAUCGGGUUGGCUGGAUGCAAUGAAAUCAUCGUCUCCUCCAGCAAGGAUGAAUAAGGACAUCAACAGUGACCUUAAGAAUCAAGAUGAUCUGGAUGAUGCUUAUCAAACUUGGAUGCUCAAGUAUCCAUCAGCAUUAAUAUCAUUUGAACAAAUUAUGACUUGCGCAAAGGGCAAGAGGAUAGCAUUGUUUCUAGACUAUGAUGGGACUCUCUCCCCGAUUGUAGACAAUCCAGACCUUGCCUUCAUGUCUGACACUAUGCGUGCUGCUGUGAGAAAGGUGGCCAAAUGCUUCCCUACAGCGAUAAUUAGCGGUCGAAGCCGAGAUAAGGUUUUCGAAUUCGUGAAAUUGAAUGAACUCUACUAUGCGGGUAGCCACGGGAUGGACAUCAUGGGACCUCGCAGAUGUAAUUUUUCUAGUAACCGUACGGGCUGCGUACAGUCAACUCACAAGCAGGGCAAGGGAGUUUAUUUAUUCCAACCUACUAGUGAAUUCUUACCCAUGAUUGAUGAGGUUUAUAGAUCUCUUGUCGAGCUUACUAAAGACAUUGAGGGAGCGAAAUUGGAGCACAAUAAGUUCUGUGCUUCGGUGCAUUACCGCAAUGUUGAUGAGAAGAACUGGAAUGCGGUGGCACAGUGUGUACAGGUUACGCUAAAAAACUACCCACGUCUACGUCUGACUCAUGGGCGGAAGGUAUUAGAGAUCCGGCCUAAGAUUAAUUGGGACAAGGGGAAAGCCGUCAUGUUUCUGCUUGAAACAUUAGGGAAAUAAUUCUGGGCUUUAGUUCUCUACUCUAUAUAUACAUGUAUAUAUAUGUCCAGCUAUUGCUAAUUAUAUUGUACGGGCUGAGGAUGUUUUGUUUUCUUUUGUUAUAAAAUGGUUGGUGCAUGACAGUUGACGGGAAUUAUAAUGUUUGCUGCAGGAUUAAACAAUUGUAAAGAUGUGAUUCCAAUAUACAUUGGAGAUGACAGGACAGACGAAGAUGCAUUUAAGGUUCUGAAGGAGGGAAAUAGAGGUUAUGGCAUAUUGGUAUCUUCCACUCCCAAGGAAAGUGGCGCCUCUUGCUCUCUCAGGGAUCCUUUGGAGGUUAUGGAGUUUCUCAAGUCCCUGGUGAUAUGGAAAAAGUCAGGUUCAUUAUAGAAAUUAAUUGAUAAUCUUUCCUGAUA
Messenger RNA from Punica granatum (pomegranate), 2163 nucleotides. The record is from RefSeq and is a predicted model, not a curated record. NCBI's taxonomy places the organism in Eukaryota, Viridiplantae, Streptophyta, Magnoliopsida, Myrtales, Lythraceae.